AUGCCUCAUCUCCACCUCCUCGCCCUUCUCUACCUCCUCCUUACCCUCCCGUUCGUCGUCCGGGCACCACCACCGCCUCGCCCGGCACCUCUGCCCCUGGACCGCGCACACACGCACUACGAGCACCUCUACCACUCCCUCACCUCGCCUCUGGCGCUGUACUCCGUCGAACCGCCCAUCUACGCCCCCGUCUCUUCCCCACGCGGCACGGCCCGGUUGAGCCAGGCGAUGCGCGACUAUCCGCGCCUGGUCAAUGCGCAUGAGGCGUACAUUGGGCCGCAUGCUGGGGACGCUAAAACCGCUGCUGACGAUCUUGUUGACGUUUCUGGGCGCAUCGUCGUGGCGCGCGGAACAGGCUCAUUCCUCGCGCUGCUCGAAGAGCUCUCCUCGCGCUCGCGAAGGGAGAUCCGCACCCCGCUCCAUCCGGAGAAUGUUGCCGCACAACAUCGCGCCCCGCUCUCGAAGUUGGAAGCCAAGCUCACGGAGCUGCUCGAGCUGAUCGACGACAACGCCGCGGGGGCACAGCGCUGGACGCACCGACUGAGCGCGGAGGAGAACGAACGCUGGUUAGACGCCAGGGAGACGCUGCAGGCCGAAAAGGUGCUACUUGGCGUCGCGGCGAAACGGUAUGCUGGGCGGUUUCCACACAAAGGGGGUGACGCGAUCGAACGGUGGUCAUGGCGUCAAAUGAGGUGGAUCUUGCUAUUUGUCUCGGCGGGCCGCGUAGCCGAGAUCGAACGAUAA
This is a messenger RNA of Kalmanozyma brasiliensis GHG001, 744 nucleotides long. RefSeq lists its product as uncharacterized. Lineage: Eukaryota; Fungi; Basidiomycota; Ustilaginomycetes; Ustilaginales. The transcript has 2 exons. The coding region runs from base 1 to 744 and encodes 247 amino acids. The record is from RefSeq and is a predicted model, not a curated record.